Messenger RNA from Pochonia chlamydosporia 170, 1086 nucleotides. RefSeq names its product dihydroorotase. Gene Ontology annotation, molecular function: dihydroorotase activity. Gene Ontology annotation, biological process: pyrimidine nucleotide biosynthetic process; 'de novo' pyrimidine nucleobase biosynthetic process. Gene Ontology annotation, cellular component: cytoplasm. NCBI's taxonomy places the organism in Eukaryota, Fungi, Ascomycota, Sordariomycetes, Hypocreales, Clavicipitaceae. Bases 1 to 1086 code for a protein of 361 amino acids. The transcript has 10 exons. The record is from RefSeq and is a predicted model, not a curated record.
AUGCAAUUGAAAACCACACAACGGCUGGAGCUGCCGCCGACCGCGGACAUGCAUGUCCAUCUGCGACAGGCCGAGCUCAUGGAGCUCGUAGCUCCCACUGUCCGAGAGGGUGGUGUUGAUACCGUCUUUGUCAUGCCAAACCUUGUCCCUCCUAUUACAACCGUCGAACGGGCAUUGGAAUACAAGGCCCAGCUGCAAAAGAUUGACCCCAAUGUUCACUACCUCAUGUCUCUGUUUCUUCACCCGUCUGUCACCCCUGAUGUGAUUGCCCAGGCCGCUGCUGCCGGUAUCACUGGUGUCAAGAUGUAUCCCCAAGGUGUUACCACCAACUCUGAGAAUGGAGUUGCCGAUGUCGAAGCUUUCUACCCUACCUUUGCGGCCAUGGAGGAGAAUGACAUGGUUCUGAAUCUCCACGGCGAGGUGUUGGAGUCGCUUGCUCCAGAAGGCACAACUCUGGAGGAAGCAUUUCUACCAACCCUCAAGAAGCUUCACGACCGAUUUCCUCGUCUUAGAAUCAUUCUUGAACACUGCACAACUUCCGCCGCCGUUGAAGCCGUCAAGGCCUGCGGUCCGACAGUUGGUGCGACAAUUACGGCGCAUCACCUGUAUCUGACCGGAGCGGAUGCUUGCUGCGAUCCCUUUGCCUUUUGCAAGCCCAUUCCCAAGAAGCCCACUGACAGAGACGCCCUCCUGAAGGCUCUAGUUAGCGGCAACCCCAAAUUCUUCUUUGGGAGCGAUAGUGCCCCCCACCAGAUGGUUUCCAAGACCUCCGCUGAGCAAGGCAAGGCUCCUGCCGGUGUUUUUACCCAACCAGUAGUGACACAGCUCGUGCUGAUGGCCUUGGAGGAGGGUGUUGAACGCGGCGACAUUAGUGACGCGGAUGUGACACAAGAAAAGCUGGAAGGCUUCCUCAGUCGCCAUGGGCGACGCUUCUAUAAGCUCCCCGAGACGUCCGACAAGAAGAUUGUGCUGGAAAGAAAGGGCGAGAAAAUUGGCGAAAGUGUGAAGAGUGCGGAUGGGAAAUCUGAAGUUGGAAUUUCUCGAGCUGGUACUGAGAUUUUCUCAUUGACUUGGGCAUCCGCUUAA